CCGGCAGGUCUGCGUGCUUUCAAAAAUGCGAACCCACAGCUGAAGCAUUUCAACAUCGACGUUGCGUCGUCGAUUUUCAUUGACAGAAGGAUAUUUUGUUCGGCGACGAGGAACGAUCAAAACGUCUCUGCAUGACGUUCUAUCUAUGCCUAUACUGCAAAAAGAUUUUUAUCUGAGGCCUAUAACAGAAUUCGUAGAUAGAGCUCCGAAGGAGAUGAUCGAUAAGAUUCAACCAUCCGCUAACAAAGAUGUCAAAGUGACAGUCUCGAUCCUCUCAUGCCUGCACGUGACUACCAUACAAUCGUUCGGCGCGAUAUCGAGGGACAUAAGCAACGAGAAUGCAAAGCGAGAGACGUCGUUAGUGCUUCUUCAAUUGGUUAAUGCGUUGAAGAGUCUCCAGGCCCGCGGGAUUGAGGACGCCAAUGGAUCCCUGAACGACAUUAUACUCUGCAGGGAGAACGUUUCCUAUAGUCUGUAUCUUUUGCAAGAAUCAGAAAUUAAAUAUAGACCUGAGCGAUGA
Molecule: messenger RNA, 520 nt
Organism: Cataglyphis hispanica
Lineage: Eukaryota; Metazoa; Arthropoda; Insecta; Hymenoptera; Formicidae
Exons: 3
Coding region: 146-520 (124 amino acids)
Source: RefSeq, a predicted model, not a curated record